ACUGAAAAUGAAAUAUCUAAGAACACGUGGUUGAGUCGUAUUAAGAAUUUCGAAAGUAAACAAGUGAAAUUUCAAAAUUCCGAUGGAUUUUAACGUUGAAAAGGAAGGCGCAGAACAAAGUCGACUAGGGCUUGUAAAUAGUAUGACAGAAGAUAUGAAUUUCAGAACACCCUUUUGUUUUUUAUAUACAAAAUCUGGUAGUGUUCCGCAUAUAACACGUGAAGUACUUCAAUUUUUAAGUGAAAAGCAAAUACCAUUAUUAUUGCCCUUACCCAGUAUAGUGGAAUUAAAGAAUGCUGUUAUGAAUUAUGAUCAAAGUCUUUGCAAAUUUGUUGGUCUUAGUGAAUAUCCAAGUUUUAUCAGUGUACAAGAUCCGGCAGUAGUAACACCAUCUGGUUAUAACAACAAAAGUGGUGUUUCUGUAUGGAAACAUUCAGGUCGUGAGCAUUUACAUCCAACUGCUUUUAUGGAAAUUCAAGAAGUAUUUACACCACAUUGCUAUCAAGCUCUAUGUGACAGUGAUACUCCUCGGAAUUGUUCAAAGAAAAGAAUGCACCAUUCUGUACAACGUUCUCUUUCUUUUCUUGACAGUUGUUUAGAAAGACAUUUAUCAUCGCAAAAAUUAAAAAAUAGUUCAAUUUUUGGAACUGUACAAGGUGGAUAUGACCUAAAAGCACGAGAGUUUUCAGCCCGUGAAACGGCAUUGAGACCUGUUACAGGUUUUAUUAUAGAUGGUUUUCACCAGAAUGGUGAAGAAGCAGAAAAAAUUAAUUUGACAGAAGUAAAACCAAUAUUACAAAGUACUGUUUCAUUAUUACCAAAAACAAAAUUGAAAAUGAUGUUUGGAUCAUUUAAACCAUCCAUUGUUGUGGAAUUUGUAUUAUGUGGAAUUGAUGUAUUUGAUGCAUCAUAUGCAUAUUUAAGUACUGAGAGAGGAAAAGCUCUUGUAUUUCCUUUGACGUGGAAAGAUUCAAAAUUUACAUCUCCUGAAAUAGAUCUUACUUGUGAUGAAUAUAAAGACAAUUUUAAUUCUUUGUUGACAGACUGUAAGUGCUACACAUGCAGAAACUUUACUUGUGCCUAUAUACAUCAUUUAUUAAGUACAUCUGAAUUAUUAGCCUCUGUAUUACUGAUGCUUCAUAAUUUGCAUCAUUACUUGGAAUUCUUUACAUCAAUUAGAAAUGCAAUUGAACAAGAGAAAUUGAAAGAUUACAAGAAUGUCCUAUUGAAUGCUUAUAUAUAGUUAUUCAAUUAUGAUUUUCAAAUAUAGUUAAAAUUGUUUUCUCUGAAGGAUCUUUAUUUACAAAGAAUAAAAUACUAAAAUAUUGUUUAUCUUAUUACAUAAGUCAGUAUUCUGAGAUUUAUAUGAAAUUUAAGCACAGUAAUAUAUCUAUAUAUA
Messenger RNA from Centruroides sculpturatus (bark scorpion), 1399 nucleotides. Its product is annotated as queuine tRNA-ribosyltransferase accessory subunit 2-like. The record is from RefSeq and is a predicted model, not a curated record. Gene Ontology annotation, molecular function: tRNA-guanosine(34) queuine transglycosylase activity. NCBI's taxonomy places the organism in Eukaryota, Metazoa, Arthropoda, Arachnida, Scorpiones, Buthidae. The coding region runs from base 83 to 1243 and encodes 386 amino acids. The transcript is spliced from 2 exons.